UUUCACUUCGCAAUUUCUUUUUCUAAACAAAAUUCGUUCGCAGAACCUUCCGCAGUGGGACUUAAAACGGAAAAGUUGGAGGUUUUAAUUAUGUUCAAAAUUUUGCUAAAAUUCAAGAAAACAGUUUUUUAUAUUUAAACAACAACGACAGAAAAUGAGUGACAGUUUGGCCGAGCUUCCGGAUCAGUGUCGCUGUUGUCUGGUGGAGGAGAACGACAUGAUUUAUGUGUUCGACAUCCUCGAUGAGUUCGACAGUAAAAUUUGUGAUCUGAUAGCAAAAUGUGGUGGAGUUGAGGUAAGUUUAAUAUCGAAAACGGAUCUUUUUUCGAAAAACAUCUGCGGUAACUGUUUAAAUGAUCUUGCCAAUGCGGCACGAUUUCGGGAACGUUGCCACAAAACGGAGCAGGAUCUCCAAAAAGCGGCCAAAGAGGUUCCCAUCGGCUCUGACCACAUGGGUGACGAAGAGUUCAUUCCGGUUGAGGAAAUUCUAGUGGAACAGGUUGAGGAGCCCACCCACGAAAUUUUGAAAGCGAGCGAAUUUUUGCAGUUCUCCGAUGAACAGGACGAAUCGAUGGAUGAUGGUCCAAUUUUUGAGUACAUUGUCGAGGAGCAUUCCAGUGAAGUUGAUUUUCACGAUGUUCAAUACGAACGUGUAGACAAUGCUAUCUUAGAUGGGAAUUUAAUAUCUCUUAAAGAAGAGGAGUUUCCCUUCGAGGCUAAUGAGAUUACAGAUGAAGGGUCAGAAUCGGGAUCACGUGCUCAGCAGCUCGGUUUCGUUUGCCAGCAGUGUGGGGCAAGUUUUGCAAUGCAAAGCAAUUUGGUGAAGCAUCUCGAGAGCCAUGACAGUCACGUGUGCGAGAUUUGUUUUCGGGCUUUCAAAAGGGUGAGAGAUUUCCUAAGACAUAAGGAAAUCCACGAGAGGUCCGAGUCCCGGGAUGAUCUUCGACGAGCUACUAUGGAUGAGCCAACAAGCGGUCACGACUCGCAUAAGCUUCGCAAUCCGAAGCGAAAUCAUCAAUGUUCAUUCUGUGAUAAAACCUUUGUGUCAAACUCUGCUCUGUUGGCUCACAAACGAACCCACACGGACGAAAGACCCUACAUGUGUAAGGAAUGUCCGAAAACUUUCCGAACUGUAGGCGGACUCGAACUGCACGAGAGGCGUCACAAAGGGAUCAAACCGUUCGAGUGUGACAUUUGUGAGAUGAAAUUCACAGAAAGUAGUAAUUUGAAGGUUCAUCGAAUGAUUCACACCAAAGAAAAACCACACGUUUGUAUCGUGUGUAAUAAAGCCUUUGCGAGAGUUUUUCUGCUGAAAAUACACCAGCGGACACACACCGGUGAACGGCCAUAUAACUGUGAGGAAUGCGGCAAACAGUUUAGGCAACAGGGUGAUCUGGCAGUACACAAACGGAUCCAUACCGGUGAUAGACCGCACCGAUGCCAUCUGUGCGGCAAAGGGUUCAUCAAAAAAGGAGGUCUGAGUGCUCAUAUGAAAACGCAUACAAAUCAGCUGAGAGGAGCGAUAGUCAGCACAAAACGGAUAGAAGAAGAAGAAGUGGAAGACUUGAAUGGUGAUAAAACUUAUAUUACUGGCCCUUACGCUGGAUACGAUUUGGAAAUCUUUCAAGAAGAUCAGGAGGAACAAAAUGACGAAAGUGAAAUAUUAUGAGCAAACAAGUUGAACGAUUUAAAAUUACUUUUAAAUCUAGUGUUUUCGUAAAUUUUAAAUACAGGUGUUGCUAAAAAACUAGAUACAGAUAUUUUUUUAUUGGAAUUAGAUCACUAGAGCCUACGUUUUUUUGAAGAAUAGCAGUCACACCAUAGAUUUUUUUUUCAAAGAAAAAAAAUUCGGAUUAUUCUGAAAGAAAAGGAACCAACUUUCAAUUUAACACAUUACGUAUGUAUUUAGAAAAAAAAGUUGCAGUUUGAAUCCAAACAUGAAAGUGAAUCGAAAGGUUCUCACAACGUAAACCAUAGAUAAACAAAGGAUAAAACAAAAAACAACUUCCUUGAUAACGUAUACUGCUUGUGGUCUGUCUGUAAACCUUGUGAUUUUUUUUCUCUUGGUUAUUUUGGCAGAAAGCUCCGGUGAAUGUGAAUCAUUUUUGUUCGUUCUUUACAGAUCUGAACUAUUGGAUU
Messenger RNA from Uranotaenia lowii, 2139 nucleotides. RefSeq names its product zinc finger protein 436-like. The transcript is spliced from 6 exons. The coding region runs from base 155 to 1669 and encodes 504 amino acids. The record is from RefSeq and is a predicted model, not a curated record. Gene Ontology annotation, molecular function: DNA-binding transcription factor activity; zinc ion binding; RNA polymerase II cis-regulatory region sequence-specific DNA binding. Gene Ontology annotation, cellular component: nucleus. Gene Ontology annotation, biological process: regulation of transcription by RNA polymerase II. Lineage: Eukaryota; Metazoa; Arthropoda; Insecta; Diptera; Culicidae.